UAAAAUGUUUUCGUACAUAGCUUAUUUUUUUACAUUUGCUAUACUUACGAGAUAAUUGUUUAAGCGACGCACCCUCGAAUUCACAAAAAAAAAUAAACACAAAGAGAAAUAAAUAAAAUAGAAUACGUAUUACCCUUGGGUCAUUUUACGCCCCAAUGAAUGCGAUCGCUAAUGCAAAUCAAUUAGAUAUGUGAGCUCCAAUUAAUUAGUUUCAGUUGCUAGUCAAAUCUUUACGCGUCGGUUGUCUACGGAUUUUACGGAUUAUAAUCUCUCUAACCCGAAAAUAAUGCUGCAAGAAAUACAAAAUCGUCCACAUGGAUACGCGUUGAAGCGUCGAGAUCACAAAUUUGUGGUCGAACGCAUUGAGGGUAUCGAGAAUCCUGCCUACGAGCCCGACCUGGAUGGGGAUGUCAAGUCGAACACCCAAUUGACCAAUCAGCGCAAUGGCCAAUCAAAAUGGAAAUUUUUAAAACGGGUUGAAGGAGGCAUCUCCGAUCCUAUAAACUUUAUAGUAUAA
Messenger RNA from Drosophila sulfurigaster albostrigata, 517 nucleotides. RefSeq lists its product as uncharacterized. Bases 287 to 517 code for a protein of 76 amino acids. Lineage: Eukaryota; Metazoa; Arthropoda; Insecta; Diptera; Drosophilidae. The transcript has 2 exons. The record is from RefSeq and is a predicted model, not a curated record.